Molecule: messenger RNA, 3012 nt
Organism: Drosophila pseudoobscura
Lineage: Eukaryota; Metazoa; Arthropoda; Insecta; Diptera; Drosophilidae
Gene: gzl
Product: godzilla E3 ubiquitin protein ligase
Exons: 8
Coding region: 565-2217 (550 amino acids)
Source: RefSeq, a predicted model, not a curated record
GAUGGUUUCAACAGUCAUCUCUAACGGUUAUCGCGAAGCACAAGUCCGUGUGGGGGAAUGUAAAAAAAAAAUAAAUAUCCAAUAAUUACCAAGUCAAAUCCUGAUUUCUCGACUGCCAUGCUCAAUAACGAUCUGCGCCAGUGUCCCUGUUGAAUAUUACCGACGCAUAGAUAUCGUGCAGUGUCCUAGAAUAGCAGCAAAAUAGAACGCAAUUGUUUUGCGAUGGCGACGAGUGCUGGCGAAAAGGCGAGCGAGUGCUGAGAGAGAAAAAAAUCGGUUGCAGAAAUAAACCCUCAAGCAGCAAAACAGUAGCAGCCAAAAUCAACAGAAUUCCUGAAAUAAACAAUAACCGAUCCUAAAAAAAAGAACACCAGGCUGUGGCAAACAGAUGAGAGAUGCGAAUAGUGCGAAUGGUGACGACAGCACAAAGCAGCAGCAGCAGCAGCAGGAGCAACAGCAGUGGAAACAACGAGGGGCAACAGCAAUAACAUCAGUGUAGAAGGAAUAAUAUUUCGACGAAAAACCACAAGUUGCAGGCCGGCAGGCAGCAGCAGUAGCAGCAUCAUGACCACAAGAAAGAGCUGCCACGUACUGGCCCUGUUGGGUCUGUGUCUGGUCUGCCAUGAAGCGGCUGUGGUCAGUGGACAUGUGCUCGUCUACAGACGCAUCUCAAAUCAGUUGAUCGAAGAAUUCAAUGAUUUGCCAGCACAAUUUGGUCCUCUACUGCCGCCGAAUGGUCUCAAGGUGUAUGUGGUGCCUGCCAUGCCCCAUUCCUAUGGUUGUGAUACGCUGAGCAGGCCACCGCAUUUGCUUUAUCCAUCAGCGGCCAAAUUUGUGGCACUGAUAUCACGCGGCGGUGGGUGCACCUUUGAGACGAAGGUGCGUAUGGCACAGAAUGCAAGCUACUCAGCUGUGAUUGUCUACAAUAAUGAAGGGGAUGACUUGGAGCAAAUGUCCGCCGAUAAUCAGUCGGGCAUACACAUACCCUCCGUCUUCGUGGGCCACACAACGGGUAAGGCGCUGGCCACAUAUUUCACGCCCGAAGUGGUGCUAAUCAUCAACGAUGAGCUGCCCUUCAAUAUCAACACACAAUUGAUAUUGCCCUUCUCCAUAUUGAUUGGCCUCUGCUUUCUCAUCAUGGUCAUCUAUAUGAUAUAUAAAUGCAUACGCGAACAGCGUCGCCUGCGUCGCCAUCGACUGCCCAAGAGCAUGCUGAAGAAGUUGCCUGUGCGGCGCUACACAAAGAACAAUACGAACAAUAAAUAUGAUACCUGUGUGAUCUGUCUGGAUGAAUUCGUUGAGGAUGACAAGCUGCGUGUGCUACCAUGCUCACAUCCCUAUCAUACACAUUGCAUUGAUCCCUGGCUGACCGAAAAUCGUCGCGUUUGUCCCAUUUGCAAGCGCAAGGUUUUUACGAAAGGCGAGACGCGUGCAAGUCGGAAUCGACAGCCUUCGUUGGAUAGUGUCACGGACACGGAUGAUGAUACAACGCCGCUGCUGCAACAGCAGCCAAACGGUGGCAGGCAGGGUGGUCAAGGGUCCACCUCAUCCGCUGCCAGUGCAGCAGCGGCUGGCAGUAGCUCAAGUGUGGCAACAGCUGCUGCUGCUGCUGCUGCUGGAGGCACCACACGCCACGGCACCUUUCGACGUGCUGAUGCUGGUCGGAAUCCAUUUGAGGAGCAGGAGACUCAAAGCUCGGAUGAUGAGAAUGCCCUGCUGGACUCUGCCUCACUUCCGGCCACCUCAUCGUCGUCCACUCAUGAGCGCAUGAAUCCAUUCGAUCGUGCACCAAAUCUACCCGCACAUCUCGCUCGACAGUUGAACGAAGCACGUCCCUCGAUUUGGUCGCGCAUCAGCUUUGGCUUCCUGUUUCGUCGUCCGGCGACUGCGAUUAGUGUGGCAGCACCUCCAUAUCUGGAGCACGUAGAGUCUGGAACUAGUGCCGUGAUGGGGCUGCCUGCAACGACUGCAAUGACAUCAACAACGGGGACAAUUGCCGUUGCCACGCCCGCUUCGAAUAACAUCCUUAAUCCGAAUUUAAGCGGCUCGUUCAAGGAUGACGACGAUAUGCCACCGCAUCGCUCCAUCUACGAACCUAUAGCAAUCAAUACGCCAGCGGCCGCCAAUGAUUCGGCGUUCCUGCAGACGCCCACGCAGGGCGGCAUAGGCGUGGCCGCAUUGCCACACAGUGCUGCCGAUCGUCAGUUUCUCAUAUGAGAUUCCCCCUUAGUCGUCAUCGAUUCCCAAAGAAUAACACUUUUUGUUUUCUAAUCAAGAAUUAUUUUUCGUUUGGGUUCGCUUUCAGGAGAGAAUCAAAGAGAGAGAAGGAGAGAGAGAGCUGUGUGGCUGCCAGCUGCUUUGUUUUAAACAAUUAACGAAUGUUUAUUAUUAAAUAUUAAUAAAUAUGUAGGCCCCCCCCAGAUCUUGUGCUGGCCUGUAAGUCCGUCACGCCCACAAAAUACACAGGCACACACAAUACACACACACACACACACGUACAUAUAUAUGCGUAUAAAAAUUGUGAUUUAUUUUAUAUACAUUUUACAAACCUAAUCGCACGAUUGGCACAGAACCACAGAAGAAUCACCCGCCUACAAAAUUUACCAAAACAAAACGCAAAAAAUACCACAUUUAAGAUUUAAAAUUGUUUUUUAUUUUACUGAUUUUGAUUUCGGAUUAAUUAUUUUUUAUGUUUUUUCUUUAGUCAAACAAACCCCAAACACGUGCAACAGAGUGAUUCAUGGAAUUAGUUUGUAUUUUUAAUUUGAAACAAACACACACACAAAAACAAACAAAACAAAAACAAAUGAAAUUAAAGCAAACAAAAUUUGAUUAAUGAAUGAUUGAUGUGGCAUUAUAUGGGCCUGAACAUUGUAUAUUAUUCUCGAUUUAACUAAUUUUAAGUUUACUAUAAAAGAAACAAUAUUUAAACUAAAACACCUCCAAAAUGUUGCAAUUGAUUUCCGCAGAAGAGUAGUGAAAAACACAACACAAUAAAACAUAUACAAUAUA